AUGGAACCAACAGGGUCGAAUCCAAGUCAGCAAUUGUGCAAGCACGAAUUGCCUUGUUGGAAACACACAUUAUUUGGCUUUGCUCGAGGUGCAAUCAUUGGGCUGAUUGUUCGAUCGUUUUUGACCCUAUUGACGAUGCUGCUGAAAAAGAAAAUUUUCAAAGACCCUCUGUACAUCCUCAACAUUUUCAAGAAAAAUAACCUUAGAAUGGUGGGAUUUCUCUCAGGGAUGAUUGGGCUUUAUAGAGCAGUUUUGUGCUUUUUGAGGAAAAAAACUGGGAACGAAAAAAUCAGCAGCUUCCUUGCAGGUUUCGCAUCAGGGAUCCCAUUGUUGUUUGAGGAAAGGGAAUCAAGAGUACUAUACGCGCUUUAUAUAUUAGUCAGAGCUGGAGAUGCAGUAGUCAAGCACUUGGUAGCUAAUGGAUACUUAUAGUGCUAGCAUGCGUUUGGCAUCUCUUAUGAUAAAGCUUUCAGUUUUACCUCAUGCCUGGAUUUUACACUUAAGGCUGCCAGCGAAUGCUCCAUUUUUUGUGGAAACUUAAACAUAAGGGCAAUCCAAAAGCUUGCCUACUCUAUACCGAAAAUUCCUCAUAUCAUUGAUGGACUUUUUAUAGCUGCAAUCAGUGUACUUCACUUUGCAAGAGUGUGGGAGCCAUGGAACAUCAAUAAAGGCUACAUGAACAUGCUGAACCGAUUUAUCACAGGGCAUAAUGACAGGGUGCUGAUUGAUAUGACUGGCUACUCAGAUAAGCUCUUUGGGUUCAAAAAAUAA
This is a messenger RNA of Blepharisma stoltei, 771 nucleotides long. NCBI's taxonomy places the organism in Eukaryota, Ciliophora, Heterotrichea, Heterotrichida, Blepharismidae. The record is from the annotation of a GenBank genome assembly.